CUAAAAAUCUAAUGUCAAAACUCAAAAUACACAAAAUUCGAAAACUGUCAAUUUUAGUAAUCCCUACUUUAAAGUAACUUAUGCUUGUUGUUUAAUUAACGUAUAGAUGUUGGCCUAAUCAAUUUCUUUAUUUUUCAAGACAUUAUCAUCAUAUUAUUUGAUGCUUUAUAGAUAGAAUAUGGCUGACGGAGGCAACAUUCCUGUUGAAGAGUUGAUUGAGGAAGGAAAAAAUAAAAGAGCGGUAUUUUGUGUACGAUGUCCAUCAAAGAUUUUGUGUGUAGGAGUUGGGCAGUAUAAAGAAAUUGAGUACUCAUUACCAAAUAUCGUGUCCAAGAAGGUUUUACAAGAAGGAGAAACCGAUGAAGAAGUACUUAAGGAAUAUUGGCAAAUUGAUAAUAUGUACAAUUUUGAAAAUAUCGGUUACACAAACACAGUAGACGGAAAAAAGUUCCUGAUCUGUGCGGACUGUGAAUUGGGACCGUUAGGUUGGCAAGACCUGGAGACCAAAUCUAGCUAUCUGGCUGUGAGACGAGUCAAGUAUGAAGGCACCGAGUGACUUCUGGGGUGCUGAUAUAAGGAGACUCACCAUUCACCACACUAUUUUCAAACACUAAUUUAGAGGUCAAGGUUAUUCCUAGAUUUUUUCUGGGUGCAAAGCUUUUUUCUCACGACUGAAUAUAGUAGAUCAGAUGUCUUUAUUUUCUGCUAAAUAAGUGGAUGUGUGUCUUUAAUGUUACCUUAACCUUUUUUAUACAUUUUACAUCUGUCUAUUUAUAAAAUAUUAUAUUAUUAGAAACACAGUUUUGAACAGAAAAUUGUAAUAAAAAUACCAAACAUAA
This is a messenger RNA of Macrosteles quadrilineatus (aster leafhopper), 839 nucleotides long. RefSeq names its product guanine nucleotide exchange factor MSS4 (gene strat). NCBI's taxonomy places the organism in Eukaryota, Metazoa, Arthropoda, Insecta, Hemiptera, Cicadellidae. Bases 179 to 556 code for a protein of 125 amino acids. The record is from RefSeq and is a predicted model, not a curated record. Gene Ontology annotation, molecular function: guanyl-nucleotide exchange factor activity; zinc ion binding. Gene Ontology annotation, biological process: small GTPase-mediated signal transduction; post-Golgi vesicle-mediated transport. Gene Ontology annotation, cellular component: cytosol; membrane. The transcript has 4 exons.